GCUGCAGGCGCCGGGCCUGGGCCAGCAGGGCAGCUGCGACCCGAGCGCUCUCCGGGCGGCGAGCUGGGGGUGCGCCCGGACCCCUGCCCCCGGGAUCAUGGGGAAUGGCAUGACCAAGGUACUUCCUGGACUCUACCUCGGAAACUUCAUUGAUGCCAAAGACCCUGACCAGCUGGGCCGGAACAAGAUCACACACAUCAUCUCUAUCCACGAGUCACCCCAGCCUCUGCUGCAGGACAUAACCUACCUUCGCAUCCCUGUGGCGGACACCCCUGAGGUACCCAUCAAAAAGCACUUCAAAGAAUGUAUCAACUUCAUCCACUGUUGCCGCCUCAAUGGGGGGAACUGCCUUGUGCACUGCUUUGCAGGCAUCUCCCGCAGCACCACCAUCGUGACGGCAUAUGUGAUGACUGUGACGGGGCUAGGCUGGCGGGACGUGCUUGAAGCCAUCAAGGCCACCCGGCCUAUCGCCAACCCCAACCCAGGCUUUAGGCAGCAGCUUGAAGAGUUUGGCUGGGGCAGUGCCCGGAAGCUCCGCCGGCAGCUGGAGGAGCGCUUCGGAGAGAGCCCUUUCCGCGACGAGGAGGAGGUGCGCGCGCUGCUGCCGCUCUGCAAGCGCUGCCGGCCGGGCCCUGCGCCCGCGCCCCCCGCGCCCCCCGCGUCCCCCGCGCCGCGCUCGGCGGCCUCCGAGGGAGCCCUGCAGCGCCUGGUGCCGCGGCCGCCCCGCGAGGCCCACCGGCCGCUGCCCCUGCUGGCGCGCGUCAAGCAGACUUUCUCUUGCCUCCCGCGGUGUCUGUCCCGCAAAGGCGGCAAGUGAGGAUCCCGGCCCGCCCUGGCGCCCCUCUUCCUUCCGACCGGUCCCCCACCCCCAUCCCCACCCUCGGGGCUGCCUGGGCCUCCCACGGCCUCCAGGACAGACCCGGAGCCUGCGGGAGCCCCGCGGUGGCCUGAGCCCUGCCCCUGCCCCUGCCCCUGAUGCCCGCCCUGCUUGUCUGCGUCUGCAGUCUGUGUGUCCUCCAUCCGUGCGUCUCUGUGUCUGGGCCGGGCCUGCUGCAGCCACUUGGUGCCUUAGUCCUUGGGCUGGGGGGAGGGGGCACCCGGGCCUCCACCC
Callorhinus ursinus (northern fur seal) is the source of this 1111-nucleotide messenger RNA. It is a transcript of the gene DUSP15, whose product is annotated as dual specificity phosphatase 15. Gene Ontology annotation, cellular component: plasma membrane; cytosol. Lineage: Eukaryota; Metazoa; Chordata; Mammalia; Carnivora; Otariidae. Gene Ontology annotation, molecular function: protein tyrosine phosphatase activity. The record is from RefSeq and is a predicted model, not a curated record. Gene Ontology annotation, biological process: signal transduction; protein dephosphorylation.